This is a messenger RNA of Neltuma alba, 1382 nucleotides long. RefSeq names its product vesicle-associated protein 4-1. Gene Ontology annotation, biological process: endoplasmic reticulum membrane organization. The transcript has 7 exons. The record is from RefSeq and is a predicted model, not a curated record. NCBI's taxonomy places the organism in Eukaryota, Viridiplantae, Streptophyta, Magnoliopsida, Fabales, Fabaceae. The coding region runs from base 271 to 1080 and encodes 269 amino acids. Gene Ontology annotation, cellular component: plasma membrane; endoplasmic reticulum membrane.
ACCACUACCCUUCCCCACCACUUGAGAACCAAGUUCUCCUCUAUCCUCCCUUCCCCUUCCCCUUCCCCCUCCACCUUCAUCGCUGCUCCUUCCAACACCCAACCUCACCAGAUUCUUCCGUGCAAAAACAUUCUGUUUACUCACACUAAAAACAAGGCCCUUCAAAGAUUUCUAGGUGUUCUAGAUUUUUAUUCGAUCGCCGGAGCUCUGUUUCGGUAACUUGAAAGCAAAGAAACUGUCCGGAAGAGUUUUGGAAGCUCCGCCGCAACUAUGGCCAUCUCCGGCCACGGAAAAUCCCACUCUGACUUCAAGGUUUUUCAACUUUGUCUCUUCGGGCAAUCGAGGAAUGCGUCGCCGCCGCCGUCGGCGUCUGCGGCAAAUAACGUUCACCUUAGUAACGAAGGAAGCCGAAGCGACGGACACCAGGAAGGACACUCUCGGAAGUCUGCGUCUUUUAGAACGGUGUCGUCUGCUGCGAGAUCUUUACUUCCCCCUCGGCGUAGGCUCUGCCUUGAUCCUUCUAAAUAUCUCUACUUCCCCUAUGUACCUGGUAAACAGGUCAGAACAGCUGUUCGGUUAAAAAACACUAGCAAGUCUCCUGUAGCUUUCAAGUUUCAAACUACAGCACCGAAGAGCUGUUAUAUGCGACCUCCUGGUGGCAUACUUGCACCUGGAGAAAGCCUGAUUGCAAUAGUGUUUAAGUUUGUGGAGCAACCAGAGAUCAGUGAAAAGAUCAUGGACCUGAAGAACAAGGUUAAGUUCAAAAUUAUGAGUCUCAAAGUGAAAGAUGGAGUGGACUAUGUACCUGAGCUGUUUGAUGAACAAAAGGAUCAAGUGGCAGUAGAACGAAUAUUGCGGGCUGUGUUUAGAGAUCCAGAGCGGCCAUGUCCUGCUUUGGAAAAGAUGAAAAGACAGUUGGCUGAAGCCGAUGCUGCAGUUGAAGCUCGUGAAUCUCGCAAGAAGCCUCCUGCUGAGACCAGUCCUCGAGUCGGUGGGGAAGGACUUGUAAUUGAUGAAUGGAAAGUAAGACGUGAGAGGUACCUGGCACGACAAGUUGAAGCUGCGGCAGAAUCAACAUAAGAUGAGGUUUUCUCUUCCUGUGUGCGCUUCUGUUCAGGGUGGAUGUUUCUGCUGUGAGACAAUAUUGACCAUGGGUAUGCUUCAAGUCAACUUCUGGGGAAGUAACUCUUCUAUGAUGCAAAGAUUCAUUCUGUGAUUGGUAUAGUUUUCGAACUCCGUCCUUUGAGAGGAGCAUUCUGAUGUGUACAUAACAGAUUCAGCCUGUUUUGGGAAUAACUUCCUGCUCUUAGCAUCUAUCUGCCUGUGAAACUACCUCGUCUGAUAAUGGGUGAUUCAAUAUAAUCUCUUUUGUUUGAAUAUAA